AUGUUUUGGUUGACUGUACAAGUUGAAGCCGUCAAUAGGAAAACGGGACAGUUAGAAAUAUUUACACCGAAGGUCAGCAAAGACAACCAGUUGGAGUUUGAUCUUCAAUAUGCAAAGUUACCUCGAUUUCCCGAAGAAAUUUGUGAAAUGAGGAAACUGAAGGUAUUGAGACUUUGUAUAGACAACAUACACUCUAUACCUGAAACUAUUACCAAACUGAGGGAACUGGAAGAGAUUUAUUUGGUUACGAGUAAGGAGGUCUUGGGCCCAAAAUUCUGUUCCCUUCGUGUCCGGUCCGCACAACCAGCAAGAUUAGGUCUGCAGGAGGUCCCUACUGCUGUUUAUGAUCUUCCAUGUCUUAAGGUUUUGUCUUUGCGUUUCAAUUCUGCAUUCCCAUUGCUAUUUUAUGAGCUAAUGUCACGUCAACUGCCCAGUACUCUUGUGGAAGUGAGAAUGAGGGGAUGUGGUUUGACACAAGCGAAUUCGUCUCUGAGCUGCAGCAAUGUGAAACUGCGCAAAUUGGAUUUAUCAUUGAAUAAUCUGCAGUCUUUCGAAUAUUGCAACACAGGGAUGAUAGGAGAGUCAACAGUCCUGGAUGAUUUAGAAGAGCUGGAUUUGUCAGACAACAUAAAUCUCCGAACAUUUGCAUUAACAGGUCUCAACAAGUUGAAAGUGUUGGUGUUGAGACGCUGUCACAUGCAGUGGCUACCAUCAGGAAUGAGUGAACUCCAUCAUUUAGAGAAGCUGUAUUUAGGAGGAAACAAACUAGGAGUAUUUCCCACAUUUUCAUGUUUGCAGUGGAAGCAUUUACAAACAUUGGAUUUAAAUAACUGUGAUUUAGAAGAGAUAAAGUGGGAGUUGAUGUUACCUAACAUUUCCAAUGAGCUGAAUCUUUCUUUUAACAAGAGAUUAUUGUUUCUUUCUAACAAGAUUUGGAAUGGGCUGAACUUGAAGAAGUUGUAUCUGGCCUCUAGUGGUAUAUCAAGUGUUCCCAAUACAGAAGUCAAAAUUGAGAUAGUUGACUUGUCAGGCACUUCUGUCACUCAUCUUCCCAAGAAGUUUGUUUUUAGCCCUAAACUUCAGUCAUUGAAUGUGGGAGGAUGUCCACUAGUGUCUCCACCCAUUGAAGUGUGCAAACGAGGCAUUGCUUCUAUGAGAGGAUAUUUUCACGAGCUGGAAAGGGUGGGUGGAGUACGACGUGGCAGAAUAAAGAUUAUAGUGAUGGGAAUUACAAUGGCAGGAAAAACAAGCCUCAUUGAAGCACUGGAGAGUGGUAACCCAUUUCUGGCAGAACCCGAUGAAAGAACUAUAGGCGUGGAAGAAAAAGUUAUGAAGCUGGAUGAUAAAAUAGAAUGCAAAGUGUUGGACUGUGGUGGCCAUAAGGCGUACAUGCUAACCAACCUUCUGAUGGUUAGUGAUAAUUCAUUGGCCUUGAUUGUCGUCGACGGCAGUCGGUAUCAAUUUACUCAACACUUUUUUCGUUCCAAUAUUGGCGAUUUCCUGCAAGUUUUGUAUGAGAGAAACAGCAGAGCUCACAUUGCUAUUGUGGUCAGUAAAGUCGAUCUGAUGGUUGACAUGUCCAGAGAAGAAAUGAAUAGAAAGUGGGAUGAACAUCUGCACACUCAUCUACAUCAAUUCCUGGAGAUGAGACGAAUUCAGAUUAAGCGAAUAGCAGCAACCAUUGCAGCCGGUGAUUCUAAUGGAAACAAAUACAUACUGGAACGUCUUCAAUUUUUUGAAUCACAGUGA
This is a messenger RNA of Corticium candelabrum, 1749 nucleotides long. RefSeq names its product malignant fibrous histiocytoma-amplified sequence 1-like. Lineage: Eukaryota; Metazoa; Porifera; Homoscleromorpha; Homosclerophorida; Plakinidae. The record is from RefSeq and is a predicted model, not a curated record. Gene Ontology annotation, biological process: signal transduction. Bases 1 to 1749 code for a protein of 582 amino acids. Gene Ontology annotation, molecular function: protein binding; GTP binding. The transcript is spliced from 3 exons.